Molecule: messenger RNA, 2016 nt
Organism: Drosophila erecta
Lineage: Eukaryota; Metazoa; Arthropoda; Insecta; Diptera; Drosophilidae
Gene: Pvf2
Exons: 4
Coding region: 536-1735 (399 amino acids)
Biological process (GO): hemocyte migration
Source: RefSeq, a predicted model, not a curated record
GUAACAAGUUGUUUUAUUUUGUCUUUCGAUAUUUUUGCAUCUGUGAAAAACGCCGGUUCUGCGGAGCUGUACGUUAACAGCGAAGACGUGUGCCAAAUAAAAACAUUCAGCUGCCAAAAAUAUUUAGCAACUUGUUAGACUCGAAAAAUUGCCUGCCAAGUUGGAGCAUAAAAUUAUAAAAAGUGGCCACAAGGUGCAAUUAACGGAGCAAAUUCAAUGCAAAUGAGCAAUAAUUAAAGUGAAACAAAAACAGCAAUCCAUGAAAUUCUUCAAAUUCGUUAAAACUAAAGUUAUUUAAAAUGUACACCAAAAUCCUACGACAGUGAUUAAACUAAAUGAAAUAUCAAACGAAAAAAUCUGUGUGAUUAAUUAAUUAAUAAGAAGCCAAGUGUCUAAUCUUUUCGUAUUUAUUAUUCUUUUGCAGAAUAGCGGAAUAUUAUGUGUAUUCCAAUAUAGAAUUUUCGCGACCGGAGUGCUAAAUAAUUAUUUAAAAAACCCAGAAUCAAACUAAAUACAAAAAACAUAAUAUUUAAAUAUGAAUCUCGUAAUAUGCAAUCUUGUGCUGGCGUUCAUCGCCAUAACAUUAUCGAAGACGACACUCGCUUAUUCCAAUUUUCCGACUGACAUUAAUGACAAUUACUUAAACGUGCGGAAUUCGGCCUUGCCCAUGACCACCUCCCAUCCACACACCAAUCCUCCACUCGGUCGCUACAUCCUCCCCCCACGCGAGUUCCUCGGCGCGGACGAGGACGAGGACGAGGACCAGAAGUCCUCCGACUACGAGCAGUACUCCGAGAACCGGGCGAUCCCGAGAGACAGGUCCUACCUGAUCCGGUUAAUCCGCAGGCGCGUGCCUCGUGAUCAGACCCCCCAGCAACUGAAUCCGCAGGGCCGCAGUCUCAGUGGCGUCCACUGGGGGCAGGGGGACGACAACCACCUUGGCUCCGAUGCCGGCGUCGAUGUGAGCCAUGACAAUCCAUCGGAUCAGCUGGGCAAGUUGAGAGCGUGGAAUGGGCGAAUCCCAGAUCAGAACGCGGUGGAAGGGUUGAGGAAAUACAACAUUACUCGUACCAGGGAGCUCAACAAAAUGAUCGAGGCUCACAAGCAACUGAUGGCAAUGGAGGGUGUCUGCCGGGUGCCAAGGCCGGAGGUGGUCCACAUCAUGAGGGAAACGAACACGUUCUACACACCUCAUGCCACGAUCCUGCACAGGUGCAGCGACAAGGUCGGAUGCUGCGAGGCGGGAUGGACCUGCCAAAUGAAGAAGAACGAAACGGUGGAGCUGGUGUUCGCAAAGGUGGAGGGCCGCUUCUCCGAGCCCAUCAUUAAGCCGAUGGAGAACCACACGGAAUGCGGAUGUGUGAAGGUGGAAACGCGUCGGAAACGGAGUCCCGUGUGCCUAUGCCCCAAGCACUUCAAGGACUUCAGCUGGACGGGAUCGCGGGAGGAGCACCUGGAGGUGGGUCUGUGGGAGCGUAGGGAGCGGAGGGAGCAGCGCUGCCGAUGCGACUGCCACCUCAGCGACGACACGUGCAAGAGGCUGAAGAACGGCGUUGAGGGAUUCUCGGUGAUGGAGCGACGCCGCAUUCAAAGUGGGGAGGUCAGUCCGCCGUUCUGCAAUUACGGGGCGUAUGACGUGAAGAACGGGCGAUGUCCGCGCCCGGGACAAAAUCCAACUCGGAAUCCGAAUCUGCAGCCGUAUUUGCGAUCGGGGCGCCAAAAUAGCAAAAGCUAAACCAAAUUCCCAUUGAAAGAAUGAAAACCCAGAACUGUGCAUGAGCUGAAAUCUAUCUAUAUAACACUAAAGCCACAAAAAAUGGCAGAACGCGGUUCAGAUAAAAGUUUCUAUCCCAAGUAAUGAUGGAAGUUCGUGCUAUGGAAGUAAAACUGUGGUUAGGGAUACGCGAUGGCCAUAGAACAAAGGAAUCCCGAACUAACUGAUCGUUUGGAUGAGCGGCAAACUAAAGGCAUACUAUGGUUGUUAGUAUUAUGAGUAAUAAUAUUAUAAUAUUAAAG